AUGGCUUUCAUGAUAUCUAAAGCCCAGCAAUCUUUCUCAGAAACCGAGAAGUUGAAACUAAACCACCCAGGGGUUGAAGACAACCAAGCUCUUACUAGUACUAUCAGCAGCCAGCUCCAUUUAAAACCAUCAGUUCAUUCAAUGGACAAAGAUGUUAUCCUUAAACGCAUCCGCCACCAUAAGACCGCAAACAAGGUAAAAAACGCUUUCCGAGCUCUGGCUACAAGCGGCUUAGGCCAAGAAAACAUGGUUUUAGCGAACCAACGAAAGUGGCUGGACCCUGAUGAUAUGUUCUCCUCUCCUUGA
Messenger RNA from Dovyalis caffra, 306 nucleotides. The record is from the annotation of a GenBank genome assembly. Lineage: Eukaryota; Viridiplantae; Streptophyta; Magnoliopsida; Malpighiales; Salicaceae.